AUGAGUAUUCCUAAAGAGAGACUAUUAAAACUUGCAGAGAUAUCGGCGAAGAUAUUCGAUCAAAAUUUUAAUCCUUCAGGUAUGAGAACUGGUAGUAAAGUAUUAUCUAAAAGACUGAAGGGUCCCUCUGUUGCUGCAUACUACGGUAAUCCUGAUUUUGUGAAGUUCAAAAACUUGAAAACAUUGUUCCCUGAUAGUGAAUUCAUAGAUGAAGAAGAACAAUACAGAUUAUCCAAGGUAGAAGGGUUGAAACGUCGUGGUAAGGGUGCCCCUAAGAAGACUAAGAAAGGUGCAGCUAAUGGUAAAUCGAAAAAGAAAUAG
Maudiozyma barnettii is the source of this 321-nucleotide messenger RNA. It is a transcript of the gene RSM27, whose product is annotated as mitochondrial 37S ribosomal protein mS33. Lineage: Eukaryota; Fungi; Ascomycota; Saccharomycetes; Saccharomycetales; Saccharomycetaceae. The record is from RefSeq and is a predicted model, not a curated record. Bases 1 to 321 code for a protein of 106 amino acids. The transcript has a single exon. Gene Ontology annotation, cellular component: mitochondrion.